Molecule: messenger RNA, 762 nt
Organism: Cynocephalus volans (Philippine flying lemur)
Lineage: Eukaryota; Metazoa; Chordata; Mammalia; Dermoptera; Cynocephalidae
Gene: PHETA2
Product: PH domain containing endocytic trafficking adaptor 2
Exons: 1
Coding region: 4-762 (252 amino acids)
Biological process (GO): endosome organization; retrograde transport, endosome to Golgi; receptor recycling
Cellular component (GO): early endosome; recycling endosome; trans-Golgi network
Source: RefSeq, a predicted model, not a curated record
GCCAUGAAGCUGAACAAGAGGAGUAUGGCCCACUAUGCACUGAGCGACUCCCCAGCAGACCACACAGGCUUCCUGCGCACUUGGGGUGGCCCAGGGACCCAACCCACCCCAAGUGGUACUGGUCGAAGGUGCUGGUUUGUCCUCAAGGGCAACCUGCUGUUCUCCUUCGAGAGUCGUGAGGGCCGGGCCCCACUGAGCCUGGUGGUGCUGGAGGGCUGCACAGUGGAGCUGGCUGAAGCCCCUGUGCCUGAGGAGUUUGCCUUUGCCAUCCGCUUUGAUGCCCCAGGAGUGCGCCCACACUUGCUGGCAGCAGAUGGGCCGGCUGCCCAGGAGGCCUGGGUGAAGGCGCUGUCCCGGGCAAGUUUUGGCUACAUGCGCCUGGUGGUCCGAGAGCUGGAGAGCCAGUUGCAGGAUGCCCGCCGGAGCCUGGCCUUGCAUCGCCGCUCAUCCUGGAAGGCCCAGGCUCCUGACCACUGGUCUCCGGGCCUGGGGAAUGGCCACUCUCUCUCCAGGGAUUGCAGCCCUGUGGGCUUGGUUGAAGAAGAGGGCAGCAGGCCAGCAGGGCGGAGUUUGGCUGAGCGGGAGUUGCAGGGCCCUGCCACCCUCCUCCUAGGCAGGGGGCAGAGCCCCGUGUCCCCUGAGACCUCUUGCUUCUCUACUCUACAUGAUUGGUAUGGCCAGGAGAUCAUGAAACUGAGACAGGGGUGGCAGCAGAGGGCCCGGUGGAGCCAGCGAGAAUGUGAGGACCAGGAUAGGGCCUGA